Molecule: messenger RNA, 2081 nt
Organism: Ornithodoros turicata
Lineage: Eukaryota; Metazoa; Arthropoda; Arachnida; Ixodida; Argasidae
Product: polypeptide N-acetylgalactosaminyltransferase 5-like
Exons: 1
Coding region: 77-1885 (602 amino acids)
Biological process (GO): protein O-linked glycosylation
Cellular component (GO): Golgi apparatus
Molecular function (GO): polypeptide N-acetylgalactosaminyltransferase activity
Source: RefSeq, a predicted model, not a curated record
UGUCUUUUAUGGCUCGUUCCGUUAUUAUCACCUGUUGGGCGCUUCUACAAUUUGACGAAAACUUUACAUAUUACCUAUGAAACACAGGCAAGUGGCGGCAGUCUCCUUAUCAUUGGCUAUUCUUUGGAUAGCUGCGGUACUGCUUCUGUAUGGUGACCAACAAAGGUCUAUCCGAGAACUCAUCUACAUACAGCGACAAGAACGCAGCUCGCAGAACACGAGAAUCGUCUAUACGUUUUCUUCCCUCGAUGUAUCGUUCGGGUCUCCAAAGAGCGCUAAGGUCGAAGCAAAGCUCAGUGGUAUUUCACUCGAGUUCCAAGAAAAUGUGAAGCCACGGAACACUGAAAUACUGCUGGUCGGUGGAAACCGAAGCCUGAGCAAUGCGGAUCUGCCGGCAAAGAUACUUAAACCGGAGCGACACACCACUGUGAAUGACACGGCUGUGAAAGAAGGCUGGAAGCUGCACGCGUUCAAUCAAAUUAUGAGCGACAAGAUCUCUCCUAUCAGAAGUCUUCCUGAUGCGCGUCAUCCGGCGUGCCACGAUCUCAAGUACCCGGAAAAGCUUCCAGACACCAGUGUGGUGAUCUGCUUUCGCAACGAGGCUUGGAGCACGCUUCUUCGAACAGUCCACAGUGUCAUACACAGGUCACCGAGCCAAUUGUUGAGAGAGAUCAUCCUCGUUGAUGACUUCUCGGACAUGAAACACUUAGGCGAAGAACUGGACGCCUAUGUAGCCCACCUCCCAAAAGUGCGACUAUUAAGGUUGAAGAAGCGCGAAGGACUCGCGCGAGCUCGUAUGGCCGGAACAGCAGUGUCCACUGGCGCUGUCAUCACAUUCCUCGACUCCCACUGCGAAUGCACCAGUGGUUGGUUGGAGCCACUCCUCGAUCGGAUAAGCCGCGACCCGACGACUGUUGUGUGCCCCGUCAUUGACACCAUAAAUGACGACACCUUUCAGUACGUCGUGGGUCAUUAUGACACUGUCCAAGUUGGAGGUUUCGAUUGGGGUCUUAACUUCAGAUGGCACGUUGCUCCAGAACGCGAAGUGAAGCGGAGACGAUUCUCCUGGGAACCCUUGCGAAGUCCCACAAUGGCCGGCGGGCUCUUUGCCAUAGACAAGGCCUUCUUCGAGAAGUUGGGGAUGUACGACGAUGGCAUCGAAAUUUGGGGCGGCGAGAACCUCGAACUUUCCUUCAAGAUCUGGAUGUGUGGCGGAACGUUGGAGGUAGUGCCGUGCGCUCGCGUGGGCCACGUGUUUCGCGCGCGGAAUCCCAACGUGGGUACAUUGGACUUGAGUCGCCUCACACGGAAUUCUAUGCGUGUAGCUGAAGUCUGGCUGGAUGAUUAUGUCAAAUACUUCUACGAACGGAUAGGGAGCGUAGACAGGGACAUCGGCGAUGUUGAACCUCGUAAGGCCCUACGACGCAAGCUACGGUGCAGGUCGUUCGGCUGGUACUUGGACACUGUCUACCCGGAGUUGUUCGUUCCCGACAAGGCAGUAGCGUCUGGGGAAAUCCAGACCCAGGUGGAGCGACGACGCCUGUGCGUCGACCUUCCAGCUGAGAGGCCACGGGCACCAAUCUUAGUGCAUGGAUGCCACGGACCAGGCAACAAUCAGAACUGGUAUUUGACAAUCGCAGGCGAAAUUCGCAGAGACGAGUCUUGCUUCGACUAUGAUGGCACAAGUGAAGAUGUUAUGUUGUAUAGGUGUCACGGCUGGUUUGGAAAUCAACAAUGGGUCUAUAAUCAUGAUUCAGGAAUGAUAUACCACGUUAUUAGUAAGAAAUGUGUAGGCAUGUCUUCAGAUGCAAAAAAGCUCCGCAUGGAACGGUGCAACGAAACUGGAAGGCAGCGAUGGCAGUUUCAACACUAUAGAAAACCUUGAAUAUGUUUAUUUAUUUAUUUAUUUAUUCUAAAUACACCCAAGGGCCCAAAAGGCAAGGAUAUUCCUCAUGUUUCAAGCUUGAAGACACACCCGAAUAAUACCGCGCAUUUGCCAACGCACACGUGUUCUUUUCUUUUCUUUUUUCUACUUUUUUCUUUGGUAUGGGGCCCAACUAAAUAAAAUAGUUCGUUAUAUU